UGACCCGCCUGUUCCUUCAGCGUUCAAUAUAUUCUGACAAGGAUAAGGGUCAGCUUUAUAUACUCGGUUGUACCGGACAUUAAAGUCAUUUUGUCAUGUUACAUUUGAGCACACAGCCCUGCCAGAAUCUUGAUGUUCUACAACUACAUCAGUAGUCAUCUUGAAAUAUUCGUCCAACACAACCUCCGGAAAAUGUUCUUGGUUAUAACACCCCCAAAACGAGAUCUUAGCACGCGAGAGGAAACAUCCAUACCGCUACGAAAGCGAAGGGGAUUACCAAAAGUUCACUCGGGUUGUACAACAUGCAAAGCUCGACGAAUCAAAUGCGACGAAGGAAAGCCAGAGUGUAAUCGCUGCAAAAUAUUUUAUAAAGGCACUUCUCAAAAGUGUGGAUAUUUAACACGUGAAAUUUCAAGAUCUAGAGUCGCAACCAGGAGAACAAUCCUACCAAAGGAGGUCGUGAAUAAUAUUGGGCAAUCAAUUCUCAGUCAUGGCUCCAUAAAUAACAUGUCCGAUAUCAAGUUCGAAAGCCCAAGACACUUUCAAUACUUUCGGUUCUUCUGUAGUGAUGUUACGACUCAAGUUUUCGGUGGAUUCUAUUCUGAACUAUGGAGCAGUGUUAUCCUUCAAGCAUGCCAUCAGGAGCCAUGUAUUAUCCAAGCCGUCUGUGCGAUAGGGGCUCUCAGUAGGGUCAUGAAAGCACGCAAGCAGGGUCAGCUUAUGGCAAUGAAUGAUGAUUAUAGAUUUGCCGUACUGGAAUAUGGUAAAGCUCUUGAAGGGAUCAAAAAGCUCGUACCUAUCCGGAUGACUUUACUUGCCACAUUGCUCAUAUUCUCUUUUGAGAACUUUCACGGAAAUCAAAUGGCGGCGAUAACUCAGAUUCAAAGCGCUGCGAGUUUACUUCAAGCAUGGAUGAAAGAUCGUGAAAAGCGUCAGAUAACGGAUCGAACAAUGUCACCUGCCCCAAAUAUCAUUGAAGACAUCAUUUUUGCCACGUUUCAUAGCACGCAUAUUGGGUUAGUUUCUGCCAUCGAUCCUACCAUAGCACAAGCACAAGAUAUCAUACAUGGGACUCAAAUGUAUAUUCCCAGCCCAAUUCCGACAAGUUUUACAAACAUCGAUGAUGCAGGUGCAAAUUUCACGGCAAUAUGCAAGCAGGUUAUCAGCUUUCUCAUGAGCACAGUGACACUUAUCCGAGAAGGAGGAGAGCCCACGGAAGAAGAAAUAUCAGAUUCGGCAAUAUGGAAUCAUCGAAUGCUCGAUUGGUCUCCAGCAGCGGUUGAAUUCAAGGAAAUCCUAAACAGACUUGAUCAAUGGCAUGUUGCUUUUCAGCCGAUGGCCACGCGCGCCAGAGAAGAAGAUGCCGACAUUAUGAGUAUUCGUAUGUUAAGAGCACACUGGUUGACAACACGCAAUAGCUUUCAUUCGGCUUUCUUUCCACAUACCCCUGCUCAUACCUAUCAAUCCAGUUUUGAAGAGGUCGUGGGAAUUUGCAGAACAGUUGCUGCCCACCCAAAUUUUGAGAAGGGAUUUGUAUUUCAUGCUGGAAUUAUACCAUCACUUAUGGCAGCGGCGAUGUUCGGGGUUAUUUCUACCAGGAAGAAGGCCAUAAAAGUGUUACUAGAUAUCGUACCUAGGAGAGAAGGUAAUUGGGAUGCUGCAAUAUGUGCCAGAAAUGCUAUUGCUGCUCUGAAAAUGGAAUAUGAGAAAUCGAAACAGGCUGCUGGGAAAUGAUUGCAGUCGUGGAGGAUAUGUAGAGCACAAUUUCAGGAAAUGCUAAGUCAGUGAGAGCAUUGGGCCCUCCGUUCUGCAACAUAUCUAAAAAGAGGAUGCAUACAGUAUCGAGAUGAUAGGUAUGUUGGCGGAAUUGUUGCGACCGGAACGACCCAAUAUCUCUCGUACAGGUAAAGAUGGGACAUAUUCCGCGUCGUUGGUUCUCGGAAACCUUUUCAUCAGCAGCACAUUGGGUUGUUUGAAGCUAAGGGAUUUUGGUUGUUCUGUAUUUAUGAUCUGCUCGCGGACCGGAAAGGGGCUUUUAGUGAUUAAUGUUGUGGAUUUAUUAUCACAUGCAAUAUGCAGCAAGUGUUUGAUGUUUUUCUAAGCAGCCAGUUCGAGAUACAUGUACUGAAUAUUACUUCGGCAGUUUACCUGUAAACAAUUGAACACUAGUCACUGUUCAAUUGAAUCAGCGUAUGAACAUUAAUUUGUUAUAUUUCUUAUUUAUUCCUUUUCAAUUCUAUUUUUUUUCUAUCUAUUUCAAAUCUUGUUUUCACUAUUUUUCCAGUGCUGUUGCAGUUAUCCGAAAUACAAUAGACAUCUGAUAGUAUUCAAAUAAAUAUAUCAGACCACCCCGGAAUAGCGAGAUCCUUCCCCGGGCCA
Botrytis cinerea B05.10 is the source of this 2379-nucleotide messenger RNA. RefSeq lists its product as hypothetical. Bases 133 to 1734 code for a protein of 533 amino acids. The transcript has 2 exons. The record is from RefSeq and is a predicted model, not a curated record. Gene Ontology annotation, molecular function: zinc ion binding; DNA-binding transcription factor activity, RNA polymerase II-specific. Lineage: Eukaryota; Fungi; Ascomycota; Leotiomycetes; Helotiales; Sclerotiniaceae. Gene Ontology annotation, biological process: regulation of DNA-templated transcription.